GCGCGGACCGCGCGUCGGUCCUAUUUUAGUCGCGUGUGUGGGUGAAUGAGGUGUCGCGUCGCGUACGUCUCCGGCGCUAUUUUCAUCACCCCUGCGUCCUCGCGAGCGAGUCACAGCUGAGGAGUCGGCUUGCGUGCGUGCGUACGUGCGCGAGCGAGGGAGGAAGAAGGACAGAAGUUAGUUUCGGCCGAUGAGCCCGGCCCGCUGCUUUAAUCUUUCCCGUUGUGUAACGGGGCGAGUAACGUUGUAACGAAGUCGUGUGACAGCACGUUUUUGGCGUUUGCGUUUAAAGGAACGUGAGACACGCAUACGAGCGAGAGGAUGAACGACAUGGAAGCCUACGGGGACGGAUAUAUGGCACCGGAGGAGGAAUGGGAGAGGGAGGGUCUCUUGGACCCUGCCUGGGAGAAACAGCAGAAAAAGACAUUCACAGCUUGGUGCAAUUCGCAUCUACGCAAAGCAGGCACUGCCAUCGAAUCGAUCGAAGACGAUUUCAGGAAUGGGUUGAAACUCAUGUUGCUACUUGAAGUGAUCUCAGGCGAAACCCUCCCAAGACCCGACAGAGGCAAAAUGAGGUUCCACAAGAUCGCCAACGUGAACAAGGCCCUCGAUUAUAUCGCCAGUAAGGGCGUCAAGCUGGUUUCAAUUGGCGCAGAAGAAAUUGUCGAUGGCAAUCUGAAAAUGACCUUGGGAAUGAUAUGGACCAUUAUUCUAAGAUUCGCGAUCCAAGAUAUCUCCGUGGAAGAAAUGACCGCGAAAGAGGGUCUGUUGCUCUGGUGCCAGCGCAAGACGGCCCCGUACAAGAACGUCAACGUUCAAAACUUCCACCUGUCCUUCAAGGACGGCCUCGCGUUCUGCGCCCUCAUUCAUCGCCAUCGACCCGACUUGAUCGAUUACAAUAAACUCAGCAAGGAUAAUCCGCUGGAGAAUUUAAACACUGCCUUUGAUGUCGCUGAAAAGUACCUCGACAUUCCUCGCAUGUUAGAUCCCGAUGAUUUGAUCAACACUCCCAAGCCGGAUGAGCGAGCUAUUAUGACGUACGUGUCCUGCUACUACCACGCGUUCCAAGGUGCCCAGCAGGCAGAGACGGCGGCUAAUAGAAUCUGUAAAGUAUUGAAGGUAAAUCAAGAAAAUGAGCGUCUUAUGGAAGAGUAUGAGCGUUUGGCUUCCGAUCUGCUCGAAUGGAUACGACGAACAAUGCCAUGGCUCGCCAGUCGACAAACCGACAAUUCCCUCGCCGGGUGUCAGAAGAAAUUGGAAGAAUACAGGACGUAUCGACGCAAGCACAAGCCGCCUCGCGUCGAACAGAAAGCUAAACUGGAAACGAAUUUCAAUACUUUGCAAACAAAGCUGAGGUUGAGCAAUAGACCAGCGUACAUGCCCACGGAAGGAAAAAUGGUAUCCGACAUAAAUAAAGCGUGGAAAGGAUUGGAGUUAGCCGAGAAAACGUUCGAGGAUUGGUUGCUGUCUGAGAUGAUGCGUCUAGAGCGAUUGGAACAUCUGGCACAGAAAUUCAAGCACAAGGCAGAUGCUCAUGAGGAGUGGACCGCCGGUAAAGAGGAGAUGCUGACGUCUCAACACUUCCGACAGUGUAAGCUGAAUGAGCUCAAGGCUCUGAAGAAAAAACAUGAGGCCUUUGAAUCAGAUCUCGCGGCGCAUCAAGAUCGCGUGGAACAGAUCGCAGCUAUCGCUCAAGAGCUCAACACCCUCGAGUAUCACGAUAGCGCAUCCGUAAAUGCCAGGUGCCAACGUAUAUGCGAUCAGUGGGAUCGUUUGGGUACGCUCACUCAACGUAGGCGUCAAGCUCUCGACGAAGCCGAGAAAAUCCUAGAGAAGAUAGACGUCUUGCAUUUGGAGUUUGCCAAACGCGCUGCUCCGUUUAAUAAUUGGUUGGAUGGAACCAGAGAAGAUUUAGUGGACAUGUUUAUCGUCCACACUAUGGAAGAGAUCCAAGGCCUAAUGGACGCGCACGCAGCGUUCAAAGCUACUCUCGGCGAAGCGGACAAGGAGUACAACUCGAUUGUGGGAUUAGUGCGCGAAGUUGAAUCCAUAGUUAAGCAAUACCAGAUUCCGGGUGGCCUAGAGAAUCCUUACACCACUCUCACUGCAUUGGAUCUUACCAAGAAAUGGAGCGACGUUAGACAAUUGGUUCCUCAACGUGAUGGUACUCUAGCUGCUGAACUUCGCAAACAACAAAAUAAUGAAUUACUUAGACGACAGUUUGCCGAGAAAGCUAAUGUUGUUGGACCAUGGAUAGAACGUCAAUUGGAUGCUGUGACUGCGAUUGGCCUCGGUCUUCAGGGAACUCUUGAGGAUCAAUUACAUCGUUUGAAAGAAUACGAACAGGCGGUAUAUCAAUACAAGGCUCAUCUGGAAGAAUUAGAGAAAAUUCAUCAAGCAGUUCAAGAGGGCAUGAUUUUCGAAAACCGUUAUACUCAGUAUACCAUGGAAACUCUACGUGUUGGUUGGGAACAACUUCUAACUUCAAUCAACCGUAACAUUAAUGAAGUCGAGAAUCAAAUUCUCACCAGAGAUUCAAAGGGUAUCACCCAGGAACAGUUGAAUGAAUUCCGCAGCAGUUUCAAUCACUUCGACAAGAAUAGGACAGGGAGAUUGGCACCGGACGAGUUUAAAUCUUGCCUCGUGUCUCUGGGUUAUUCCAUCGGAAAGGACAGGCAGGGCGACAUUGACUUCCAACGUAUUCUAGCCAUUGUUGAUCCCAACAAUUCGGGCUAUGUUCAUUUCGACGCCUUCCUUGAUUUCAUGACGCGUGAAUCCACCGACACCGACACGGCAGAACAAGUUAUCGACAGCUUCCGCAUUCUUGCUGGUGAUAAGCCUUACAUUUUACCGGAUGAAUUAAGGAGGGAACUACCGCCUGAUCAGGCAGAAUAUUGUAUCCAACGAAUGCCUCCAUACAAAGGACCGAGCGCUGUUCCUGGAGCACUUGAUUAUCGCUCUUUCUCGACGGCCUUAUACGGCGAAUCUGAUCUGUAGAUAAACCAUAAUGAAAUCAAAAUUGAAAAAAAGAUCGGGUGUACACAUCAGCUGAUAGGCAAACAAUGCCUAAAAAUUUCUCCUAUUGUUUUAGUCGCAUCAACAUAUUUUCAUGUGACGAUGUUUUAAAAUGAAAAUGGAGCUCGCUACGGGAGCUCUCAGUACAAUACAUACGCGAUAUCAGUCAUUACGCUAAAUAUUAAUAACUGUGUACGUAUACGCGCGCAUACAUAUUAGAGGCUGUUGAAACAUCGAGAGCGAAGAAAGAAUAAGCAACGUCGUUUUAACGCAAAGGGAUCUAAGUGUGUCGUAUAGAGAAAAGUAAAUAUUAACUUUUCCAUCAGAAUAUCUUUCGCGCACGAAUAAAAAUUACAUAUCAGAUGUACGUAGAGAGUAAGAAGAUUACGUACUUACAUAAGUCUAUUAAUGCGACAAUAAUAAAUAUGGUAUAUUUGGAUACCUUUCGUUAAAAAGAUAGAAACUCUCUAACACAUAAAUUGAUAACACCAAGUUCGAAAUUGAUAUUAUACUCUUCUAAACAUUUUGCUAUAUAUUUAUUCUUUUAUGUAGCCUACAUUAAAAUGAACAAUUUGGAUUUCAUUCUUUUUUUUUCUCUUUCGGGAAAGCAAGUGCCAAUUGAUAGGUAAGAUUUUGUACGAUUCCUCUCUGCGAACGUCCCGAAAAAGAAUAUCAAGCUAUUAAGCUUGAGAUAUGACAAAAAGGAAAGCUCAUAUAUUUGUAUAUGUGCAAUUAGUGAGUGCAUUGAUACUAGAGGCUCUCCAAAAUUUUUUAUUAUUACUAGUAGCAGUACUAGUAGUACUAGUGCUAUUUCCUCUAUGUAUAUUGGAAUAUUUAUUCUAAAGUUCUACAAUAUAUUCUACAUUUUUUUGUAUAAUUAUAUAAUGGAAGAUAUAUAUAACAUAUAUUUUUAGACUUGCGAUUUUGUCAUUGUAGCGUGACACGAAUUUAAUGUUUUCGAAUUAGAUUUUUCUGAUGAAAGAAUCCAGUAUAUAUCUUUAUUAUAUUCUCCAAUCGUAUCAUGUUUGUCGGUAAAAAAAGUGUGCUCCCCCUUUCAAAAAUUGCCAAAUUCUAUGUCGUAUAUUGGAUGCACACGUUACGAAAGCGUUGAUAUUCGGUUCGCGCCAUAGAUCAAUGUUCGCACAAAUAUACGAAUAAAACGAUGAAAUAUUAAAACUCAGAAGAGUAAUAAUAACGAACUUUGCGAGUCUUAACGAUAAAUCGACCUUCUCGCCAAGUAUCCAGAAAAUGUAUGUUCGAAAUCGAAUAAUGUUCAUAUUUUUUUAAUGAGCGUGGCACUACGAACCUUUAAGGAUUAAGCUGCGUCUCACCUUAUACACUUUGUGUAAAUCGUAUACUAAAGAUACGCGAGAAACGAAUAUGCUAAACGAAGCAAAUUAUUUAUUUAUUUGAUUUUAAUUAUUAUUUAUUAUAUAUCGCUCCGAUAUGUGUAUUGAUUUAUCGAUAGUUAACGAAAUACUUUUUCUCAAAGUAUUUAUUUUUAUAAAUAAUCGCGCAAGAAGCGAUAAGGGGCGUUAAUUGUAAUAUAGAGUCCACCAUGUAAAUGUCUGACCACAGCUGCCAUUUCUCGUAUCACAUUUUGAAUAGCCUUAUCUAUAUAUCAAAAGUGACGUCAAAGUCAUCCGAUCAUUAUAUUAUUAUUGUUCGAACCAUCGUGGAAGAGUCAUUCUCUCGAUAAAAAUGUUCGCGUGUGAAAUGCAAUUAUUUUUAUCGGCGAGUAAAUAUUGUAAGCUUUUUCCGUUUCGCUUGUUGCGCUUUAAUACGCUUCUCAAUAUCUAUCUUUUUUUAAAUGUUUUUUUUUUCCAAUUACACAAAUUUACAUAAUUUCUCAUUCCUUUGUAUUUCUUUUUCUCUCUCUUUUUCUUUCGAUAUGUAUUACAUAUUGGGCACACAGAGUUAAAUAAUAUACGAGAAACACGCCAAAACAGAACACAGACUGCUGGAACAGUAUACACUAAAUAAUGAUAAACGACGAAACACGCACACGCACUUUCUCACAUGUACAUGUACACUGAACAAGAAGAAAUAUACGUAAAAAAGGAAGGCGUUCAUCUUGAAACAUAUAUACGUAUCAGGUCUACCGGGAAAGUCUUUCGAAUUUUUUUCAAAGAUGAAAUUCGAGUAUUCGACAGAGAUGAACAAAGUCUUUGAACACUUUGUUACUGAACAGUUGUCAAAUAAACAAAUACACAUCAUCAUUUAUACACACGUAAUUGUAAUUAUAUUAUUAUUAUUAUUAUUAUUAUUAUUAUUAUUAUUAUUAUUAUUAUUAUUAUUAUUAUUAUUAUUAUUUUACAAUAUUUAUAUGAAAUUGCGACAAUUCGAAAAUGGAAGCCUUACUAAAAGCACGGCCGCCUCGCGUUGCAUUACAUUUAUCAGCUAUUAUUGUAUACUUGUUUUGCCCACAUUUCAUCUUCCUAAACUAGAUUAAUAACAAAUAACAUUGUGAGACAAGAAUAUCGGGGAAAAUAAAGAAAUCUUUGAAAAAAA
Molecule: messenger RNA, 5526 nt
Organism: Camponotus floridanus (Florida carpenter ant)
Lineage: Eukaryota; Metazoa; Arthropoda; Insecta; Hymenoptera; Formicidae
Gene: Actn
Product: alpha-actinin, sarcomeric
Exons: 14
Coding region: 322-2997 (891 amino acids)
Biological process (GO): muscle cell development; actin cytoskeleton organization
Cellular component (GO): Z disc; plasma membrane; cell projection
Molecular function (GO): actin filament binding; calcium ion binding
Source: RefSeq, a predicted model, not a curated record